UAAUAGUACUGUUUUAUGACUUAUUCACUUGUAGUUCAUGCUGAAGAUGAUGUCAAGACUGACAAAGACGUUUUAGCCACAAACAUGGAAAAGCUUGAGAAGGAACCGAAAGUUCAUUCUGAAGAUGUUAUUGAAACAAAAAACGACAAGGACAUUUCAGCCACAAAGGUAGAAAAGCUUGAGAGGGCACCAAACUCUCAAGUAGAAGGUAAAUCCAUGAAGAAACGGAAAAGAACUGUGAUUUCGAGAAGUCUGCUUGAUGAAGGGAUUGGUUCAGAAAAACAAAGGGUUGCUAAGACAGUCAUAUUUGGUGGUAUUCUUAAUGCUAAUGUGGCAGAGGAAGUACACCGUCAAGCAAGGGACUGUGGCACAAUAUUUUCUGUCACCUACCCUCUUCCCAGAGAAGUGCUUCAGCAUCAUGGACUAGCUCAAGAUGGAUGUAAAAUGGAUGCUUCUUCUGUACUUUUUAUGAGUGUAAAAUCGGCCCGUGCAUGUGUUGCAGUGUUGCACCAAAAGGAGAUACAUGGGCAAUCUAUUUGGGCACGUCAGCUGGGUGGAGAGGGCUCUAAAACUCAGAAGUGGAAACUCAUAGUGAGGAAUCUCCCAUUCAAGGCUGAAGUUGCUGAGAUAAAAGAUAUGUUUGCUUCUGUUGGAUGUGUGUGGGAAGUUUUUAUUCCUCGAAAUUCUGAGACUGGGUUAUCUAAAGGAUUUGCAUUUGUUAAAUUCACGUCGAAGGGGGAAGCUGAAAAUGCUAUCAAGAAAUUUAACGGGAAACAAUUCGGUAAAAGACCCAUUGCUGUUGAUUGGGCUGUUCCGAAAAAGGUUUAUACAUCUGGCAGCAAUUCUGUUGCCGCCUUAGAAGACGGACAGCAUGACAUUGAUGGAGAUGACAGUAGUGAUUCUGAGGAUGAUGAUUUGGAAGUCACAAAAGAAUCACAAUCUCAUAGUGUUGAUGCUGCUGCUGACGAGUUGAAUUCAGUUGAAGUAGAUGAUAGUACCUAUGAAGUUGAUUUUGACGUGGAAGCAGAAGUUGCAAGAAACGUACUCAAGAGGUUCAUUUCAUCAUCUUCUAGAAAGGCAACCACUUCUGGCAAUGAUGACCCAGAGUCAUCUGAGGGGAAAAACGGUAAUGAAAUUGUUCAAUUACAAGAUAAAUCAGUUGAUGCAUCCAGUUCCCAUGCAGUAGAACAAGUGAAUGCUUUGGGAAGUGAACAAAUUAGUCCGGCUGAAGGAGAGAAUGACUUGCGCAGCACUGUUUUCAUAACUAAUCUUCCUUAUGACAUUGACAAUGAAGAAGUGAAACAACGUUUCUCUGCAUUUGGUGAAGUGCAGUCGUUUUUUCCCGUUCUUCAUCAACUGACCAAGCGACCCAGGGGGACUGGAUUUCUGAAGUUUAAAACAACAGAUGCUGCUGAUGCUGCAUUUUCAGCAGCCAAUGCUGUAUCUGGUUUAGGUAUCUUUCUAAAAGGAAGACAGCUGAAAGUUCUUAGGACUUUGGACAAGAAAACAGCUCAGGAUAAGGCACAGGAGAAGUCCCAAAAAGAGGUCCUUGACCACCGCAAUCUUUACCUGGCAAAGGAGGGUCUUAUCAUGGAAGGGACACCUGCUGCUGAAGGAGUUUCAGCAAGUGACAUGUCAAAGCGCAACAAGUUGCACAAUGAAAAGAUGACUAAGCUUCAAUCUCCAAACUUUCAUGUUUCAAAGACAAGACUGAUCAUAUACAAUGUGCCAAAGUCAAUGAAAGAAAAAAGUCUCAAGAAACUUUGUAUAGAUGCUGUUACUGCUCGAGCUACAAAGCAAAAACCCACGAUUUGGCAGUUGAAAUUAUUGAAGGAUAAGAAAGGAAAGGAAGGAGAAAAAAGUCGUCCACGUGGAGUAGCCUUUGUUGAAUUCACGGAGCAUCAACAUGCACUUGUGGCCCUGAGAGUUCUUAACAAUAAUCCAGAAACUUUUGGUUCUGAGUGUCGCCCGAUUGUGGAGUUUGCUUUAGAUAAUGUCCAGACACUGAAGCUUCGUAAAGAAAAACUUCAAGCUCAGAAGGCUUCUCUUGAUGAUGUUGGAGAUUUGCAGCAAAAUGACCCUGUAAACACCGGGGAAUCCCUUGCAAACAAGAAUCCCAGAAAGCGGAAACCAAGAGUAGAUAAGACGAUAAAGAAGAUUGGUAGUAAGAAGGGAAGUGAAUCGGAGAAUAAAGCUAUUGAAGUAACUACAACUGAGGUAGGCGGGGCUACCAAGCAGCAGAAAGGUUCUCCGCGAAGUAGGAUGGAUGGUACAUUACCAGAGAAAACCUUAAAAGGCUCAAAGCAGCAGGUAGAGAACCAGCAGAAAAGAAGGAAGCCCAAUGAAGGAGAAUCAUUACCAGUGGCAAAUACCCAUAAGCAACAACUGUUGGAUGACUCAAACUUGAAAAGAAAAAAAAGAGGGUUUCAAGAUCUAACUAAACAACCGAAAGAAGGUAGUAAUCCAAGGAAAAGAGGUAAAAAGAAUAAUGAUCCACUGGGAAGAGAUGUAGUGGAUAAACUGGACAUGUUGAUCGAACAAUAUAGAUCCAAAUUUACGCAUAACAAUUCUAAUCCAACUGAUGACAAGAAGCAAGGCUCCAAGCAGCUCAAGAGGUGGUUCCAAUGAAUUUUUUUUCUCAAGUUAGAUAAGUUACGAGUGUAUUUAUUUCCCUGUACUUAGAGCUGACAAUAUACUUGUUUCCUUUGGAAUUUUGCGUUAACCCAAUCAAAUUGGAUUUUUUUGACCUAUUAUGGUGCUUUAUGUAAGAUGAAAACUUGACAGUCC
This is a messenger RNA of Olea europaea var. sylvestris, 2787 nucleotides long. Its product is annotated as RNA-binding protein 28. The transcript has 15 exons. Lineage: Eukaryota; Viridiplantae; Streptophyta; Magnoliopsida; Lamiales; Oleaceae. Gene Ontology annotation, molecular function: RNA binding. The coding region runs from base 16 to 2628 and encodes 870 amino acids. The record is from RefSeq and is a predicted model, not a curated record.